This is a messenger RNA of Cyprinodon variegatus (sheepshead minnow), 1349 nucleotides long. Its product is annotated as putative nuclease HARBI1. The record is from RefSeq and is a predicted model, not a curated record. Lineage: Eukaryota; Metazoa; Chordata; Actinopteri; Cyprinodontiformes; Cyprinodontidae. The transcript has 4 exons. Bases 141 to 1289 code for a protein of 382 amino acids.
AUAGAUGACGCUAACUCAAUCCAGGACUACAUCUUUUUCUGAAUAAGAACUACAAAAAACAAAACUCUAGUUUUGCUAGUGCAGCGAGCGGUUAAAGCUUAUACAUUUUAGUGUAAAAACAAAAGCAAACAUAUGAAGGGAUGGAUCCCAUUGUUGCUGCUUGUGUCUCUGUUGUGAGGAGCAACCAUCAGAUCAUCAGGAGGAGGGCUCGGAUGAGGAGGCUGUUAGCCAUGUGCUCCCAGAUUGAUGUGCCGAUCUACGCCACCCCCAGCUCCAUAGUGCCUCCUUGGGAACGGUACCUGGACCAAACCCAAGAUCUACGUCGAGACUACAGGCUCACAAGAACCACCAUUCAGGCCCUGAUGGACCUGCUCAGGAGGGAGAAGACGCACGGUUGGGGCCAGGAAAUGGAGAUCCUCAUGGUGUUAUACUGGCUGGCGCACGGACUGUCGUACCGAUUGGUGUCUAACGCCUUUGAGAUGCCAAGAUCUACGGUGUGCGACCUCGUCCACCGUGUGUGUGACGCCAUUUUGACCCUCCUAGACAGAGUUAUUGGGUUUCCCCUACCAGAGCAGUGUCCAGAAAUAGGGAGCGGCUUCCAACAUCUGGCCGGCAGUCCCGCCUUCGGCCGCUGCGCUGGAGCCAUCGGUGUGUGUCACAUCCCCAUUAAGGCGUCUCAUCCGGGGGCGGCUCCAGAUUACUUGAACAGGAAGCGGUUCCACAGCAUCCUGCUUCAGGGAAUCUGCGACAGCACCGGCAAACUCCUGGAUAUUUUCGUCGGCUACCCCGGGUCUGUGCCUGAGCUAAAGGUGCUGAAGAACAGUCCGGUGUUUGUCGGCGGCAUCUACCCGCCUUCUGGGUACUUCAUUGUGGGGGAUGGGGGGUACCCAUGCAUCAACACACCAAUAGCUCUCCUCACCCCCUACCAUAAGCCACUGCAGGGAUCACUGGAGGCCUGCUUCAAUGCCCGUCAUGCCAAGGCCUGCGUCAUCGAGAAGGCCUUCGGCAUGAUGAAGGCCAGAUGGAGAGGGGUCUUCUUCAAAGCACUGGAAGUGAGCACCACCUUCGCCCCUAAAGUGGCCGCUGUUUGCGCCAUACUCCAUAACCUGGCAGUCACCAACGGCGACAUUGUGGAGCCAGCCGUAGAAGAACCCUGGCCUUCGCUCGAUCCCCCACCUCCUGAGGGGGAGGGCGCCAAAGGAGGGCGCCUUCUACGACAGGAAGUGGCAGAGCAGGUGUCAGCCUCUCAGCACUGGCCUCUUCACCUUAAAGACCACGAUUAUGACUGACGGUCGCCUCCAUGAUCCGUUUCUAAACAAUAUGUUCCUGUAUUUAACAAUUUAUUUUAA